Molecule: messenger RNA, 2978 nt
Organism: Epinephelus moara (kelp grouper)
Lineage: Eukaryota; Metazoa; Chordata; Actinopteri; Perciformes; Serranidae
Product: intermediate filament protein ON3-like
Exons: 18
Coding region: 24-2726 (900 amino acids)
Biological process (GO): intermediate filament organization; keratinization
Cellular component (GO): keratin filament
Molecular function (GO): structural constituent of skin epidermis
Source: RefSeq, a predicted model, not a curated record
UGACAACCUUUUCCACUGCAAACAUGAUGAUGAAUAGGAAGUCAUACUCAGUCACAGGCUCGGGUGGCUCCACCAGGAGGUCGCUUGCCCCAGUCAGCUACUCCGUACAAAGAACCACUUACAGUUCUGGUGGUGGUUCUGGCUUUGGUUCUGGCUUUGGUUCUGGUGCUGGCUAUGGAAGUGGUUUCACACCUGGAAGCAUGAGUGGCUAUGGUUUAUCUUCUAGCCAAGCAGGAGGCGCCUUCAUCCCUCCACCCAUCACAGCUGUCACAGUCAACCAGAGCCUGCUGGCCCCUCUGAGCCUGGAGAUUGACCCCACCAUCCAGGCUGUCCGCACCCAGGAGAAGGAGCAGAUCAAGACCCUCAACAACCGCUUCGCCUCCUUCAUUGACAAGGUCCGUUUCCUUGAGCAGCAGAACAAGAUGCUGGAGACCAAAUGGAGCCUCCUGCAGGACCAGACCACCACCCGCUCCAACAUUGAUGCAAUGUUCGAGGCCUACAUUGCCAACCUGCGCAGACAGCUCGAUGGGCUGGGCAAUGAGAAGGUCAAGCUGGAGGGAGAACUGAGAAACAUGCAGGGCCUUGUUGAGGAUUUCAAGAGGAAGUAUGAAGAUGAAAUCAACAAACGUGGAAAUGCAGAGAAUGAGUUUGUGCUCCUGAAGAAGGACGUUGAUGCUGCUUACAUGAACAAGGUGGAGCUGGAAGCCAGGGUGGAUGCUCUUCAGGAUGAGAUCAAUUUCCUCAGAGCCGUCUAUGAGGCUGAGCUUCGUGAGCUGCAGAGCCAGAUCAAGGACACCUCCGUCAUUGUGGAGAUGGACAACAGCCGUAACCUGGACAUGGAUUCUAUCGUGGCUGAAGUGCGUGCUCAGUAUGAGGACAUUGCCAACCGCAGCAGGGCUGAAGCCGAGAGCUGGUACAAACAGAAGUACGAGGAGAUGCAGUCCUCUGCCGGACUUUACGGAGAUGACCUGCGCACAACCAAGGCUGAGAUUGCUGAGCUGAACCGCAUGAUCGCCCGUAUUCAGAAUGAGAUUGAGGCUGUCAAGGGACAGAGGGUCAGCCUUGAGGCUCAGAUCGCAGAGGCUGAGGAGCGCGGUGAGCUGGCAGUGAAGGAUGCCAGGCUCCGCAUCAAGGACCUGGAGGAUGCUCUGCAGAGAGCCAAGCAGGACAUGGCCCGCCAGGUGCGUGAAUACCAGGAGCUGAUGAACGUCAAGCUGGCCCUGGACAUCGAAAUCGCUACCUACAGGAAACUGCUGGAAGGCGAGGAGUCCAGACUGGCCAGCGGAGGCUCCAACGCAACCAUCCACGUGCAGCAGACCAGUGGAGGUGGUAACGGUGGAUUCGGCUCCAGCGGUGGAUUCGGCUAUGGUGGCAGCAUUUCUGGUGGUGGUUCUGGCUUUGGUUCUGGCUUUGGUUCUGGUGCUGGCUAUGGAGGUGGUUUCACAUCUGGAAGCGUGAGUGGCUAUGGUUUAUCUUCUAGCCAAGCAGGAGGCGCCUUCAUCCCUCCACCCAUCACAGCUGUCACAGUCAACCAGAGCCUGCUGGCCCCUCUGAGCCUGGAGAUUGACCCCACCAUCCAGGCUGUCCGCACCCAGGAGAAGGAGCAGAUCAAGACCCUCAACAACCGCUUCGCCUCCUUCAUUGACAAGGUCCGUUUCCUUGAGCAGCAGAACAAGAUGCUGGAGACCAAAUGGAGCCUCCUGCAGGACCAGACCACCACCCGCUCCAACAUUGAUGCAAUGUUCGAGGCCUACAUUGCCAACCUGCGCAGACAGCUCGACGGGCUGGGCAAUGAGAAGGUUAAGCUGGAGGGAGAACUGAGAAACAUGCAGGGCCUUGUUGAGGACUUCAGGAAGAAGUAUGAAGAUGAAGUCCUCAAACGUGGAGCUGCAGAAAAUGAGUUUGUGCUCCUGAAGAAGGACGUUGAUGCUGCCUACAUGAACAAGGUGGAGCUGGAAGCCCGGGUGGAUGCUCUUCAGGAUGAGAUCAACUUCCUCAGAGCCGUCUAUGAGGCUGAGCUUCGUGAGCUGCAGAGCCAGAUCAAGGACACCUCCGUCAUUGUGGAGAUGGACAACAGCCGUAACCUGGACAUGGAUUCUAUCGUGGCUGAAGUGCGUGCUCAGUAUGAGGACAUUGCCAACCGCAGCAGGGCUGAAGCCGAGAGCUGGUACAAACAGAAGUACGAGGAGAUGCAGUCCUCUGCCGGACUUUACGGAGAUGACCUGCGCACAACCAAGGCUGAGAUUGCUGAGCUGAACCGUAUGAUCGCACGUAUUCAGAAUGAGAUUGAGGCUGUCAAGGGACAGAGGGUCAGCCUUGAGGCUCAGAUCGCAGAGGCUGAGGAGCGCGGUGAGCUGGCAGUGAAGGAUGCCAGGCUCCGCAUCAAGGACCUGGAGGAUGCUCUGCAGAGAGCCAAGCAGGACAUGGCCCGCCAGGUGCGUGAAUACCAGGAGCUGAUGAACGUCAAGCUGGCCCUGGACAUCGAAAUCGCCACCUACAAGAAACUGCUGGAAGGAGAGGAGUCCAGACUGGCCAGCGGAGGCUCCAACGCAACCAUCCACGUGCAGCAGACCAGUGGAGGUGGACUCCAGAGCUCCAGCGGUGGAUUCGGCUCCAGCGGUGGAUUCGGCUAUGGUGGCAGCUUGUCUGGUGGUUAUGGCGGUCUGAGUGGUGGUACCAUUACCAAGUCCACAGUCUCAACAUCCAGUUCCAUGAGACGCUAUUAAAAAGGAGAGCCAUAUUUUUUUUUUUCCCCUUCAGAAAAAAUGGGUAAAUUUGUACCCAUUCAUGAUGCAUUUCUUACUCUGCUGUUUGACAUCACUUAACAAGAGUUUCUGAAGGUAAACCUGACCUCAAGGAAACACGAUCAAAUGUUGAAACCACAUUUAUUUUUUAAAGCCUUCUUAGCAACAUGACUGAUGAAUGUUACAGCAAAUGACAUCAGAUGAAUCUGAAUAAAAUAAAUCUGAGAACUAAAA